AUGUGGCGGGGCGCGGCCGCGGCGCUGCUGGGCCUGGCCGCCGCCUGCCUCCUGCGCCGCGGGUUCGAGCCCCGCGCCCGCCUGCUCAGCGCCGCCGAGCUGCGCCGCUACCGGGGGGCGCCGGGCGAGCCCGGGCUCUACCUCGCCCUGCUGGGACGGGUGUUCAAUGUGGAGCGGGGCCGCAAGCACUACGGGCCCGGCGGCGCGUACAGCGGGUUCGCAGGCAGAGAUGCCACCCGAGCGUUUGCCAGCGGCGAUUUCAGCCCGGCGGGGCUGGUGGACUCCGUGUCGGGGCUGUCCCCCGCGGAGCUGCUCUCCAUCCACAGCUGGCUGAGCUUCUACAGAGACAACUACGAGCCCGUGGGGAAGCUGGUGGGCAGAUUCUACGAUGAAAAUGGGGCACCGACAGCAGCCCUGAGGGAGGUGGAGGCUGCCAUUGAGGAAGCUCUCAAGCUGCAGGCAGAAAGUGAUCAGCAGCAGCAGCAGUUCCCACCCUGCAACUCUGAGUGGAGCUCUGCUAAAGGCACCCGCUUCUGGUGCUCCAGAGAGAGCGGGGGCGUGCCCAGAGGCUGGGCCGGGGUCCCGCGGAGGCUGCACCGCCCCGGCUCGCAGGGCGCUCCCUGCGUGUGCGUCCGGAGCUCGGGGCCGCCCUGGGGCCAGCCUGGCUCCUCCCAGCACCGCGACAGAGGCGACCUGGAUGACCCUCGGCUGCAGCAAUACGAGGGCUGCCAUCCCCUGGCCGAGCAGUGCGUGCUGCCCACGGGCUGAGCCGGGCAGGGGGAGCCCUGCCCUGAAACCUUGCACUGGGGCGGGCAGCUCCAGCUCCAGCCCUGCAAAGGAAGCAGGAACAAUCUCCUGGGACUUGUGAUGCUUUUUAACAUAUAUGGAGAUGGAGGAAACACUUCAGCCAGCUCAGUGGCUAAAAAAAUCAAGUAACAGGAUGAUUUCUUUAUGGGAAAUAUUUCUGCACUGGGGAACAAACUGUAAGAUGCACAGCCUGAGUUGUGUUUUAGAGCUGCUCCCUGUGCAGUCAGGGACUGGGUGUUUGUGUGCACAGUGGUGGCACAGUGAGGUCAGUGAGAUCAGAGCUGCUGCAGCAUCACUGCCACAGGUCCUGCUGCAGGCACUGCUGAUGCUCCUUCCCAGGCACCUGACUCACUCCCAGGAGUUUAAAGGAAGCAGGGAGAACCCUGAAUUUCUUCUGCAAUUAGGGUCCACAGUAUCAGGAACUUGCACAUUUUAGUUACACGCAAGCUUUAUCAAAUUCUUGGAGAAGGCAAAGGCCAGAGCUGCAUUUCCUCACUGUGUUUGCGUUAGAUACUGAGCCCAGAUAUUGAAGCCACCCGUGGGGAUUGUUGUUUGAUAUUAACCUCACUGUUCUGGUCUGUGAUUCACCACUUUCAAACUGUUCUGAUCAGGAAGGAGUAGUUUUAAAUAGCUUUCUUUUUGUUGCCUGGGUGGCAACAGAACCAUCCUACUGUAAUCUGCCUCCUGUUUCCAUUCUGGUAUAAGACUUCUUCCCAUCUGCUCUGUGCCUGUCAGACUGAGCUGGAUGUGCCGUUACAAGACCCAGCACUUUUAAAAUCCAUAUUUAUUGUGUCACAGCUGGCAGAAGUCAGCAGUGUGAGUGACUCCCAGAAAUGCAGGGCAGGUCAUUACCCUCUCUGGGUGGGGCUAAAAGGGAGGAAGAAAUACUUGCACUACAAACCUCAAGCUGCAGGGAAGCAUUUGCUGGUUUUAGUGGAAUCUGCUGUUAAAAUCAGUUUUGGUCAAGCUGAGCUUUGAGAGAGACACACAGAUCAGGGUCCAGUGGUGGCACAGGUUGUGGUCACUUCUUGUCCUUAAGGCAGCUGCCACCUGUGUGUAAGCUCCUGGAAGUGUUUAUAAACUGAUUUUUAGCUUUCACCACCUUUGAAGAAAGGCCCAAAAUGUAAGUGAUGAGUUAGUUAAUUAGCAAGUUUACAGGAAGCACCAUUCCCUCCCUUGCAGCAGGACACAUCACAGCAUUUCUCACUGAUAAAAAUCAGAGGAUGCUACAGGGAUGGAGAGAAAGUAAGUUUGUGUGGCUCCAUCCCUGGCAGCCA
Messenger RNA from Melospiza georgiana, 2084 nucleotides. Its product is annotated as neuferricin. The transcript has 4 exons. The record is from RefSeq and is a predicted model, not a curated record. Gene Ontology annotation, cellular component: membrane; endomembrane system. Lineage: Eukaryota; Metazoa; Chordata; Aves; Passeriformes; Passerellidae. The coding region runs from base 1 to 768 and encodes 255 amino acids.